This is a messenger RNA of Linum trigynum, 1422 nucleotides long. The record is from the annotation of a GenBank genome assembly. NCBI's taxonomy places the organism in Eukaryota, Viridiplantae, Streptophyta, Magnoliopsida, Malpighiales, Linaceae.
AUGGCGGAGGGUUGGUUGGGACCCUCCGUAGCCAAGGGCGCUUCUUCCCUUCUCUUCCACACUCCCAACGUUCCUGCUCCCUUCUCUUCUUCCUCCACGAGCAGUUCUAGGUCAACACUCAGACAGCCGAGAUCCGUCUCCAUGGCGGCUUCAGCGUCUCAAAACCAAUCAUCCCCCAACUCCUCCUCAGAAAUCUCCAGCCCUAGGCCUACACAGCCAUCUCUUCUCGUCUUCUCCGGUGGUACAGCGUUUAAUGGCGUUGUGGAGGAGCUCAAGAAGUUGACAACUCGAGUGACUCAUGUUCUUCCCGUCUCCGACGAUGGAGGCAGUACAGCCGAGAUUGUUCGUGUACUUGGUGGUCCUGCUGUUGGAGACAUUAGGUCGAGAUGUUUGAGGCUGUCUGAUCAAAGCACGGUCGAGGCUCUGGCUGUUCGUAGCCUGCUUGGUCAUAGACUACCUCUUGAUGCACACGAAGCCAAGUCAGAAUGGUAUAGCAUUGUGGAAGGAAAACAUGAUCUAUGGAAUGGGUUAUCUAGACCAUACAGUGAAACUAUCCGAGCCUUUCUUGUGUAUUUCCAAAAUGAGAUUAUGCGAAGGCCCAAUGAAGCAUUUUGCUUCAGUAAUGGCAGCAUUGGGAAUUUCUUCUUUGCAGGAGCACGCAUAUUUUUUCAGUCUCUAGAUGCUGCUAUAUUUUUGUUUUCACGUGUUUCAGAUAUUCCAUCAGAAAGUUUGGUCCUUCCUGUGAUCUCCACAAAUGACAGGCUUACGUUAGGAUGUGAAUUAUGGAAUGGAACUAUUAUACGAGGGCAAAAUGAAAUUUCUCAUCCAACCAAUGGCUCUAUGCAACCCAUUGACAAGGGAUGUUGUUCAGCACUUCCGUCAAGGAUAAAGCGUGUAUUCUAUAUGUCAAGUGAAGGUGGGAAUUCACUUCAUGAGGUCUUCCCCACAGUAAAUGCUACUGUACUGGACCAACUGAGCACAGUGGAUUGCAUUGUAUAUGCCAUGGGAUCCCUUUUUACUUCAGUUUGCCCAUCACUGGUGUUACGCGGCGUUGGAGAGAAUAUUGCUUUAAGGACCUGCCCCAAGGUUCUUAUGUUGAAUGGUACACAUGAUCGCGAGACAAUUGGGUUUUCUGCUUCUAGCUUUGUGACUGCAAUCGCUGAUGCCUUAAAUCGCAGAUAUGGAGAUCCUCACAAUUGUCUAGGGUACUCUGAAAGCCAAUAUGUGAACACCCUUCUAGUGCCCAAAGGUGGUGCCAUUCCCAUAGACCUUCAUUCCUUGAAUGCUCAAGGGAUCUUUGACGUGAUUGUUGUUGAUUCAGUCGAGGAUCCGAAAGUGGGCAUAAUAUUUGAUCCGGCAUCGUUGAUCAAUGCGCUAGCUGAUUUGAUAGGAAGGCAUAUGAGCUCAAACGUGAAGGUUUAA